This is a messenger RNA of Prorocentrum cordatum, 345 nucleotides long. The record is from the annotation of a GenBank genome assembly. Lineage: Eukaryota; Dinophyceae; Prorocentrales; Prorocentraceae.
AUGCUGCUGUGUAAGGAGUGCGGCCUCGGAAUUCGUCCCCGUCCUCCGCUGCUGUGUCUCGCCCUCCUCCUCCGCCUCCUCCUCCGCCUCCUCCUCCGCCUCCGUUUCCUCCUCCUCCUCCUCCGCCUCCUCCUCCUCCUCUCCUCCUCCUCCUCGGACCCCUGCCUGGCCUUCUGGCGUCCCCUUCAGAUGCCACGACGUACGGAGCACGUGCGUGGCGGCGUCGGUUCAGGCGCUCGCUCCCUCGGCGUCACCUCAGUCCUCUCUCCCGCCUCCUCCUGCUUCUCGCCCUCCUCGUCUUCUCCCCUCGCCUCCUCCGCCCCGCUUGUCCUCCCCGUGUCCUAG